Beauveria bassiana ARSEF 2860 is the source of this 801-nucleotide messenger RNA. RefSeq lists its product as uncharacterized. The transcript is spliced from 5 exons. Gene Ontology annotation, biological process: mycotoxin biosynthetic process. Bases 1 to 801 code for a protein of 266 amino acids. The record is from RefSeq and is a predicted model, not a curated record. NCBI's taxonomy places the organism in Eukaryota, Fungi, Ascomycota, Sordariomycetes, Hypocreales, Cordycipitaceae.
AUGUUUGGUUCAGACAAGAUUGCACGAAGCAGCGCCGAUUCGAUUUUGGAUGGAGCUCAAGAGAGACUGCUGGACUCGGACAGCGAAAACGGGCACAUUCCACCUACCCAGACACCACGCAAAAGAUCAAUUCAUAUUCCCGUGUGGGCGCAUGGCAUCUUCUUUUCACUAUACACUGCAUUGUUUCUUGUUUUGACACUGCGCGCUCCGUCUGGGAGCAAAUCUGAAAGUCAUCUCCCUUUACCCUCGAGAGAGGGCCUCAUUUGGGAGGACCGCAAAUUUCCCACGGCGAUUGUCGACAACCCAUUUACCGGAGAGCCCCGAGAAGAGUUGGACGAGGCGUGGCACGAGCUUUUGAAAAAUGACAACAUUCUUGUGCCAAAAGAUUACCUGGAUGAAAGGGGACUGCACUCUGUGUACACCAAGGAGGGCGACGAGGGAGUCGCUUCCCUCAGUGUCUAUCAUUCGCUGCAUUGUUUGAAAAAAGUCAAGCGCAUGCUCUUCAAAGAGCACUACCACAAGGACAAGACGGGCGACGCCAUGGCUCGCGAAGAAAAGCACGUCGAUCAUUGUGUCGAGUAUAUCCGCGAGGCGCUCAUGUGCCAGCCCGACCUGUCCAUGGUGACGUUUCGCUGGAUCAAUAACACGGCGCAGCAUAGUGAUAAAUCUGGAUUCUGGCCGACCAAUUUCGACGUCGACAGGCAUCGUUGCGCAAACUGGGAGGCGCUGGACUCGUGGGCAGGACAGCGGGCGUUUAAUUUGUUCGAGGUUGACAAGCUAGACCGGCCGAUGCCAGAGUAA